AUGAGCAACGCUGCAGACCAGAUCAACGACUCGACGCCCCGCAAUGCGCCCAAGGCAAGUCCCACCGCUCCGCUCCUCGUCGGCAAGGCGGUCAAGACUGCUCUCGAGCAGGGCGCACAGAACAUCGACCUGAGCAAGCUGCCCAACUUGACGGACAUGUCGCCCGAGAGCAUCACGCAGAACGUCCAUGCGAUCAACUCUCUUUGCCAGGACCCGAGGCAGAAGUUCGUGUUCGAGAAGCUCGUCACCCAUCUGCACGACUUUGCUCGCGAAGUUAGCUUGACGACGGACGAGUGGAUGAAUGCCAUUCAAUUCCUCACCAAAGUCGGACAGAUCUGCUCGCCCAUCCGCCAGGAGUUCAUCCUGCUCUCGGAUGCUCUCGGUCUGUCCGCCUUGGUGGACUCGAUGAACCAUCCGACGAAGCCGCCUGCGACCGAAGCGACUGUUCUCGGGCCGUUCUUCACCGAGGAUGCGGCAGACCUCUCGCACGGCGACUCGAUUGCAUCGGAGGGCAAGGGCGAAUACAUGUAUUGCGAGGGACGAGUGCUCGACGUCGACGGCAAGCCCGUCGCCAACUGCACCAUCGAGACGUGGGAGACGGACGACGAGGGCCUCUACGACACGCAGUACUCGGACCGGUCUCACCCUGAUUGCCGAGGAAGGCUGCACACGGACGAGAAUGGCUACUAUGCGUACCGCCUCGUCAAGCCCACACCUUACCCUAUCCCCUUCGACGGUCCCGUUGGACAAAUGCUCAAGUCGCUCAACCGCCACGUCUUCCGCCCCGCUCACCUGCACAUGAUGUUUGUCGCCGAGGGAUACGAGACGCUCAUCACGGCGCUGUACUUCAAGGGCGACCCGUACCUCACGAGCGAUGCCGUCUUCGGCGUCAAGUCGAGCCUGAUCGUCGACACCGAGUUGAUCGAGGACGACGCGCGGGCCAAGCAGCUCGGCUUUAAGCACGGCCCCUUCCACUACCUCAAGAAGGACUAUGUCCUGAUGACGAAGGAUCAGGCUGUGGAAGAGAAGAAGAAGUCGCUCGCCAACUACUACAAGUCGAUCCAGCCUUGA
Messenger RNA from Rhodotorula toruloides NP11, 1071 nucleotides. RefSeq names its product catechol dioxygenase. Gene Ontology annotation, biological process: catechol-containing compound metabolic process. Gene Ontology annotation, molecular function: ferric iron binding; catechol 1,2-dioxygenase activity. The coding region runs from base 1 to 1071 and encodes 356 amino acids. The transcript is spliced from 10 exons. The record is from RefSeq and is a predicted model, not a curated record. NCBI's taxonomy places the organism in Eukaryota, Fungi, Basidiomycota, Microbotryomycetes, Sporidiobolales, Sporidiobolaceae.